AUGCAGGUACGUGCGUUCGGCUACUACAUCGACGGCGAGACCGGCGAGAUUGUAGACAUGGCCGUGCGCGCCAUAUGGGAGCCGCUCGCAGUCAAGAUGCAGGUAUGUUCUGCCGGCUACUACAUCGACGGCGAGAACGGCGAGAUCGUAGACAUGGCCGUGCGCGCCAUACGGGAGCCGCUCGCAGUCAAAAUGCAGGUAUGUGCUGCCGGCUACUACAUCGACCACGGCGAGAUCGUAGACAUGGCCGUACGCACCAUACGGGAGCCGCUCGCAGUCAAAAUGCAGGUAUGUGCUGCCGGCUACUACAUCGACGGCGAGAUCGUAGACAUAUCCGUGCGCACCAUACGGGAGCCGCUCGCAGUCAAAAUGCAGGUAUGUGCUGCCGGCUACUACAUCGACCGGCGAGAUCGUAGACAUGGCCGUGCGCACCAUAUGGGAGCCGCUCACAGUCAAAAUGCAGGUAUGUGCUGCCGGCUACUACAUCGACCGAACGGCGAGAUGGUAGACAUGGUCGUGCGCACCAUACGGGAGCCGCUCGCAGUUAAGAUGCAGGUAUGUGCUGCCGGCUACUCUAUCGACGGCGAGAUCGUAGAUAUGUCCGUGCGCACCAUACGGGAGCCGCUCGCAGUCAAGAUGCAGGUAUGUACUGCCGGCUACUAUAUCGACGGCGAGAUCGUAGAUAUGUCCGUGCGCACCAUACGGGAGCCGCUCGCAGUCAAGAUGCAGGUAUGUGCUGCCGGCUACUCUAUAUCGACGGCGAGAUCGUAG
Molecule: messenger RNA, 771 nt
Organism: Parnassius apollo (apollo)
Lineage: Eukaryota; Metazoa; Arthropoda; Insecta; Lepidoptera; Papilionidae
Source: the annotation of a GenBank genome assembly